Candoia aspera is the source of this 2117-nucleotide messenger RNA. It is a transcript of the gene CDS1, whose product is annotated as CDP-diacylglycerol synthase 1. Gene Ontology annotation, molecular function: phosphatidate cytidylyltransferase activity. Gene Ontology annotation, cellular component: endoplasmic reticulum membrane. Lineage: Eukaryota; Metazoa; Chordata; Lepidosauria; Squamata; Candoiidae. The transcript has 13 exons. Bases 507 to 1838 code for a protein of 443 amino acids. The record is from RefSeq and is a predicted model, not a curated record.
GGGGUGUUAGGUCGAUUCUUCUUCUUCUUCGUCUUUUUUUAAUUCUUUCCCUUCCCUGUGGGAAGCAGCCAAUCUUCCCCUUUCCACGAAGGAUUAGCAAAAAAAACACACCUCUUGCGGACCUUUUUUCUGAAUGAGGGUUUUCCGCCAAUUUGAGGGGCCCUCCAACUGUGAUGUGAAGAACUGAGAGACCUCCAGGACGCCUUCUGAAAUGCCGUCUCUUGAGGCUUAGUCUGCGGAGGGGUGGCUGGGGGGAGAGACUUCCAGACUCGCUCUGUUCUUUUGCAGGGGAGAAGUGAUUUCAGGUGCUCUGUUUUGUAGAGAGGAAAUAGGAUUUUUCACUGCUGACAGGUUUCUUCCUAGAUGGCCCCCGGGAUAUAAAAUGGACUAGAGGCCUAACCUUCGGAAUAAGAUCUGUCAUAGCUCAGCUGUAAGACAGGGUUGCCACCCUGCACAUCUUCCUAUUGCUUCCUUGUGCCCUUGCUGCUGCGUUACUGUCUUCCGAAAUGUCGGAGCUAAGGAGGCGAGGAGCUGGGGGAGACCACGAAGCAGAAAGUGUUGGUGACAAGGAUAUAGAUGGAGAUGAAAAAUUUGGAGAACUGGAUCUCAGAAAUGAUACAGAAGUUCCUGAAGUUGUCCCAGCAACAGACAGCACUCCAGAAAUUUUUAAAAAGGCCCUUUCUGGCUUAUCUUCCAGAUGGAAGAACUGGUGGAUUCGUGGAAUUUUAACUUUAGCAAUGAUUUCAGGUUUCUCCCUCAUUAUAUACAUGGGAUCAUUUAUGCUGAUGCUGCUUGUCUUAACCAUACAAGUAAAGUGCUUUCAUGAAAUCAUCACUAUAGGUUACAGAGUUUAUCGAUCUUAUGAUCUACCGUGGUUUAGAACAUUAAGCUGGUAUUUCUUGUUGUGUGUGAACUAUUUCUUUUAUGGUGAGACAGUAGCAGAUUACUUUGCCACUUUUGUUCAGAGACGAGAACAACUUCAAUUCCUAAUCCGCUACCACCGAUUUAUAUCGUUUACACUUUAUCUGGCAGGAUUUUGUAUGUUUGUAUUGAGCUUGGUGAAGAGACAUUAUCGGUUACAGUUUUACAUGUUCGCAUGGACUCAUGUCACUUUGCUGAUCACUGUAACUCAAUCUCAUCUUGUCAUCCAAAAUCUGUUUGAAGGCAUGAUCUGGUUUCUUGUUCCAAUCUCAAGUGUCAUUUGCAAUGAUAUUGCUGCUUAUAUAUUUGGAUUCUUCUUUGGCAGAACUCCAUUAAUUAAGCUCUCUCCCAAAAAGACCUGGGAAGGCUUCAUUGGUGGCUUCUUUACCACAGUUGUGUUUGGAUUUAUUGUUGCUUACCUUCUGGCACAAUACCAGUAUUUUGUAUGUCCUGUUGAAUACAAUAGUGAAACUAACAGGUUUGUCACAGAAUGUGAACCAUCGGAACUUUUCCAACUGAAGAGGUACUCCUUACCACCAUUGCUUCAAGUUAUUCUGGGAAAGGCAAGUGUGAAUAUGUACCCAUUCCAGAUGCACAGCAUUGCUUUGUCAACAUUUGCAUCUUUAAUUGGGCCAUUUGGAGGUUUUUUUGCUAGUGGGUUCAAAAGAGCUUUCAAAAUCAAGGAUUUUGCUGAUACUAUUCCUGGCCAUGGUGGAAUAAUGGAUCGUUUUGAUUGUCAAUACCUGAUGGCUACUUUUGUACAUGUCUAUAUUACCAGUUUCAUAAGAGGCCCUAAUCCCAGCAAACUACUGAAACAGCUGUUGGUACUCCAGCCAGAGGAGCAAUUAAACAUUUAUAAAACUUUGAAAUCCCACCUCAUUGAGAAAGGCUUUCUUCAACCAUCACUGAGGGGAUAGGAGGAGACUACAAAGUGAAGCGCAGCUGGGAAUGCAGUUCUGCUUCUGGGAGCAGGUGUGUUGGAAUGAGGCCAGACCGUGUGUCCAAAGAUGCGGCUGCUUACGGAGGAUACUGUGAACACCCAGGAUGCCGUGCAAGGUUUUCUUUUUAACAACUGCAUGUUUUUGCAAUAAUUUAUAUUCUUGGGUUAAUGGAAUGAGACUUCUUGCUUUGGUCUUAACUAUUCUGUUCUGAGCAAUGAUGCACAUACUCCUAGAAAAUAAAAAUUAAAGAAACAA